This is a messenger RNA of Cottoperca gobio, 774 nucleotides long. RefSeq names its product sperm microtubule inner protein 4 (gene spmip4). Bases 1 to 774 code for a protein of 257 amino acids. The transcript has 7 exons. The record is from RefSeq and is a predicted model, not a curated record. Lineage: Eukaryota; Metazoa; Chordata; Actinopteri; Perciformes; Bovichtidae. Gene Ontology annotation, cellular component: centrosome.
AUGCAGGCCUCUGACCCUCAGUGCUUCAUCCUGCCUUCACCCUCCUCUGUUCUCAGUCAGAGCUCCAGCAGCCAGAUGGAGCCCAAGUCCUCACUAAACCACAGCAUCCCACCGGACUUAAAUGGCCAUUAUCACUUUGGUAAUGGAGGAGCCAUGAUAUCCCAGGAGAAAAUGAUAAAGAUAGCAACUCCAAAAGCGCAUCCCUAUUCAUCCCACAUCUCCCAGUUUGCAAUGUUCCCAUCCUUCUGCUCUCCUGAUGACCCUGAAACAGGAGUCAGAGCUGCCUCUCAACCUUUCCUCAACCCCCUCAUCCCAAAUAGUGCGGCGGGCGUUACACUCCUGAGCAAAUCUAUAGGUAGUCCAUACAGACAUGAGGUUUUAGAGACACCCAUAAAAAACAGGAAGAAAUCUGUUACGUGGCCCGGAGAUCACGGCUUCUUAGAUCAUACAAAGCCGUUGAAGGGAGAGAACCAGGUUUUCUACCCCACUCCUCCAAAGACAGUGCUGCCCAACCCUAAACUUCGUGUCUGGGAUUUGUCAUUAUCUGAGCGGACAAGCAACAUGCUGAAAAAUCUGGAGAGGACACACUGGAUCACCUCUUACCAAAUGGACCACACAGGAUCGGGGCCAGCAAAUCCUCUAAAGAUUGAUGACUUCCAGGAAAAGAUAUGUGACAUUACUGGGAUGAGUUCACACAAUGCACCACUGAGGAGGCUGUGGAAGCAGAAGAAGAAGAAGAAGAAGAAGAAGACAGGAGAGCACCUGCAGUCCUGA